Messenger RNA from Rhinolophus ferrumequinum (greater horseshoe bat), 1474 nucleotides. Its product is annotated as retinol dehydrogenase 16. The coding region runs from base 82 to 1035 and encodes 317 amino acids. Gene Ontology annotation, molecular function: oxidoreductase activity. The transcript is spliced from 5 exons. NCBI's taxonomy places the organism in Eukaryota, Metazoa, Chordata, Mammalia, Chiroptera, Rhinolophidae. The record is from RefSeq and is a predicted model, not a curated record.
GUGUGUUCUUAGGUUCUGCUGUCUGAACACUGACCACAUUCUUGUUUCUCCUCUGCCUGCCUGCCUGUCCCCUGCAAAGCCAUGUGGCUCUACUUGGCAGUCCUUGUGGGCCUAUACUACCUUCUGCGCUGGUACCGGGAGAGGCAGGUGGUAAGCAGCCUCCGAGACAAGUACGUCUUCAUCACGGGCUGUGACUCAGGUUUCGGGAACCUGCUGGCCAGGCAGCUGGACCUGCGAGGCUUGAGGGUGCUGGCUGCGUGUCUGACGGAGAAGGGAGCUGAGCUGCUAAGGAACCAGACAUCGGACAGGCUGGAGACGGUGAUCCUGGACGUCACCAAGACAGACAGCAUCGCUGUGGCCACCCAGUGGGUGAAGGAGCGUGUGGGGGACAGAGGACUCUGGGGCCUGGUGAACAACGCUGGCAUCUCUGUGCCCACGGCACCCAAUGAGUGGCUGACCAAACAGGACUUCAUGAAGAUACUCAACGUGAACCUGCUAGGGGUGAUUGAGGUGACCCUGAGUCUGCUGCCCCUUGUGAGGAAGGCGAGGGGCCGUGUGGUCAACGUUGCCAGCGUCUUGGGUCGUGUGUCCUUGUAUGGUGGGGGCUACUGCAUCUCCAAGUACGGCGUCGAGGCCUUCUCGGACUCCCUCAGGAGAGAGAUCUCCCAUUUUGGCGUGAAGGUGGCUAUCAUCGAGCCCGGUUACUUCAAGACUGCUGUGACUGAUACUGAGAUGAUAUCUAGGACUUUCCGGGAGAGAUGGGAUCGGGCCAGCGCAGAGGUCAAGGAGGUCUAUGGGGAGAAGUUCCUGGUAUCCAGCAUGAAAAUGAUUGAAUUGAUGAAGAAACAGUGUACGCAGAAUCUGUCCUUGGUGACGGACUGCAUGGAGCACGCCCUGACCGCCUGCCACCCUCGCACCCGAUACUCAGCUGGCUGGGACGCCAAGUUCAUCUAUCUUCCCCUGAGCUACAUGCCCACCUUCCUGGUGGACGCUAUGAUAUCCUGGGGUUCCCCACGGCCCGCCAAGGCCCUGUGACCCAAGACUGGGGUUCAUGUGUGGCCUGGGUAGGUGAAGGCCCCCUUCACUGAAGAAAUCUUUGGAUAGUAGUGGAGGCGUGGAGUGUGACUACAGGCCUGAGCCCUCACCCUCAGGUACCAACUCAACAAGGAGGACUGUCAUCUAAGAGUUUGAUAUAUUCCUAAUCCUGGAGGAAUAGCUCUCUAUGGGAUCCAUAGAAAAUCGAUAGGCACAGCAAAUAAAGGGCUUCAUGUGAUGACUAAUUAUCAUAUUGUCCUCACUGUGUAAGAGAUCUAUGUUGUCCAUAGAAACGUCUGGGGCCUUAUGUCACUUUAUCGUAUGUAAUAUUGGAGCCAAUUCUCUGAAAUUGCUGACAUUCUCCAAUGUAAUCCAAUAUAAUAGAAUCAGCACUGUCGUGCGGGGCGUCAGGUGGGGUCUCUGGUCCCGCUCCUCACAU